GCUAGCUCGGGAGAUGUCCAGGAGGCGCCAUCCCGUCGUCAUGACAACGCCGCCGGCCGAGGAGGAGCCGCAACCAGUUCCAGAGGCGGCCACCAAGGGCUGUGGAGCUUGGAGAUGGCCGAGUUCCCCUUGUGGGAGGAGCAGGACCCAGCCGCCUCAGACGAUGACGUGCCGAGCAAGCACAAGAGGACCAAGCGCAAAAAGCCGGAGAAGGCGCUGUGGCAGAAGCUUGGCGUCUUUUUUGCGGGCAAGAAGGCGGCGCGCUCCAAUCUCCGGCUGGUGGACGAUGCAGCAUUGCAACACGACGAGCCUAAGUAUGUGGAGCACGCGAAGAGACCGGAGACCGUCAGUCUGCCAGACCGGAGCUCGCCGCAGCAGCCCGACAGUCGAACACGUUCGCCCGGAGCCAGACCGAAGGCCAGAGACCGAGUCCGGCAGCGCAGGAAACACAGCGCACUUUCAGAAAUGUAGAACAUCAUGACAGCCGUUGGGAAUCAACUGGAAACUUCUCGCUGGCAGAAGCAGGCUUUUAUUGCGAGGAAAUGAUCGAACUGCUUGUGAUUUUACGUCUCCAGCUAGUAACAUCAGGAAGUUUGAUGCAAACAUGCUCGAUCAUUCACUUCACUGCAGCUUCUCGCAGGCGUGCGAUUCCACAUCAGCAAACACAUAGCAGGCGCAUUUUAUCGAGAAAUAUAUGAAGUGCAUGUUAUGUUUGGAUAAACCAGAAAUACAGAAUGAAUAGUUUUC
Messenger RNA from Pollicipes pollicipes, 747 nucleotides. RefSeq lists its product as uncharacterized. Bases 115 to 471 code for a protein of 118 amino acids. The transcript has 4 exons. NCBI's taxonomy places the organism in Eukaryota, Metazoa, Arthropoda, Thecostraca, Pollicipedomorpha, Pollicipedidae. The record is from RefSeq and is a predicted model, not a curated record.